AUGCUCAGAUUGAAGUACAUGAUCCAGUUCGCCAACUCGCAUAAUGUUACAUGGGAUUACACACCCAUCGGUUAUUGGUCCACGUUGGAGGUCCACGUUGGUAUCAUCAUCGCUUGCCUUCCGGCAGUGCGCUCGCUUCAGCGUCGCAUAUUCCCGAGCUCCCGAUCGCCCAACAGCUACUAUCCUGGACCAUCUGGCGGAUACGGAUAUAACUCCAAAGGCGGCAGUCCGUUCCCUUCAAUAUCCAAGUCCAAAGGCGGACACGUAGAUGUUAUGACUGCGGCUUCCCAAGCGAGCAUGUUGCGCAGUCGUGAUCGCUCGAAAAGCGAGAGAGAAUUCAUCCAGCUAGAGGAGUAUGAGUUCCAUCCUGGCGAAAAACCAGGUUCGUUCGAGAAAGGGGAUGCUUACAAUCCCGCUGGCUUGAAUGCUACACAAGUCGAACGAGGAUCGAUACACACUGACGACGGCGCGGUACUGCUGCCCAUCCAAAGCACGCACGGUCUUUCUCCGCCUAGAGCAACAUAUCAAAAUAACGGAAGGAACUUCAGUCCACCUUUACCUCAGGUCAUCACUGUACGGAAAGACUAUAGUGUCACGGUUGAGGUUACCCCAGACCAGUUCAGCUCUAGCCCACCAAGGGAGAGCGAGGAUAUGGGAAUGAGAGUUAGAAGCGGGAGCCAAGCUCCACUGACAGCGCUGCCGAGCAUGGAGAGGAGGAAUUCAAGUCGGAACAGGUUUGGUUGA
Molecule: messenger RNA, 744 nt
Organism: Didymosphaeria variabile
Lineage: Eukaryota; Fungi; Ascomycota; Dothideomycetes; Pleosporales; Didymosphaeriaceae
Exons: 1
Coding region: 1-744 (247 amino acids)
Source: RefSeq, a predicted model, not a curated record